UUCAAAAAGCUUUUUAUUCUUCUAAGCUCUAGUGCCUAAAUAAAGAGAUGGUUGCUAAGAGAUUUUGCAAAGCAUCAUUAAGAGGGUAUGAUUUGCUCUUUUCCAUACCUUCCAUGCACAGGUUUCAGAUCAGAAUUUGAAUUCAAAUCAGUAACUGGGAUGGCGGCGUCCCAAAAUAUUUCUGUGUUGAAAUUGUGACCAUGGACAGAAUACAAGGAGAACAUGCCAGUUCUGUGCCACCUGGAGAACAAGACACAGGACUAACUGUGUUAGGAAAAGUAUAUGGGUUCUUUCAGAUUUGUGAUCUGGAAAGCAAAGGAUUCAUCACUUGUCAAGACAUGCCAAGACUGCAUUGUCAGUUACCUCUUAGCCUGGAAGAACUUGAAAAAGUUUUUGUUACAUUGGAUGCUGAUGGAAAUAGCUCACUUACGCUAAAGGAAUUCACCGCAGGAUUCAGUGACCAGUUUCUUAUGGAGCAGAUUACGUUGAAUAAGGAGAUGAUGCAGCAGUCAGAAGGUGAAACAGUCUGCCAACUUAAGGGCAAAGAGAGCAUGAGUGAUGAUAAGGAUGAAGAAUUUCAGUUCUCAGAUCUGAUGGAUUGACUUGGAGCUAAGAAGGUUUGUGAUGAUGAGAAUGAUGUGAAACAACUUUGGUUGCAGCUGAGAAAAGGUGAAUCUCAUUUACUUCCUAGUUUUGAAGAGUUCCUGGUCAGAAUUUUUUCCCAGCUCCAAGAAGCAGAUAAUGAAAAGAACAAGUUGGAAUGUGCUGUAAAAAAGUUAGAACUUCUCUUUUUGGAGCAGCAAUGUACAGAACUUCUCAGUAGCAAAGAAGAAAUCAAAGUAGAGAACACCAAGCUGAAGCAGACUAACCAGGAGCUGCAGAGAGACCUAGAGAGAAAGUCUCACAAACUAAGCCAGGCUCAAAAACAGUGACAGAUGCUUCAGGAGGAGGCAUCAAGACUACACGAGAAGAAGGAAAUGGAGGUACACUGAGUGACAGAAACCUUGCAGAGACAAAAGGCAGGACUUCUGAAGCAGCUGUAUUUUUUAAGAUGCCCAGGUGUUGGCAGCAGAACGCUGCAAGGACAGCCUCUGUGCCAGGGAGAAGAGGCGGGGGCUGCCCCAGGCCAGGUCCCCAGGCGGUCCCAGCUGGCUGCAAUGGACCCACCGCAGGGCACAGUUGAGCCCAGCAGCAGCAGUGGUGGUGCAUCUGGGAAAGCGUGUUUAAGAAAGGGCAGAAAACACUGUAUGCAAAUGGAAUAUACUUAUGAAGGCGGGGAGGACGAAUUCCCACAAAUUACCACCAAAGAGGUUCUGUAUACUGCUACGGAAUUAGCUAAACUUCAAAAGGAAUUCUGUCGUACUGCAAAAGAAUCAGAAACUGACUGCGUUUGGAGAGUAUCGCUGUCUGGGGGAGAUCACAUUUUACUAAGUGAGAAGGAAGCUGAGUGGUAUUGGGGGCUAGGAGCAUUUUUAACCACCCAUAAGCACCGCGCACCCUGGUCCUUAACUCAAAGAGCAGCUUAUUGGGCUGGAGGAGUUAACAUUUUGGAAAGGGGAGAUCCAUUCGCCAUCACAGGGACAGUCGACUGGUUGAUAGAAAAUGUACAGAAAGCGGAUUACAAUUUAAUUUUCUAUGAACACAGUGCAUAUUCUGGGUAUAAUACCAAGAAGUCUAUGUUUCACUUAGCUAGGAUUUUAAAGGAACACAGAGAUAAAGUGAAAGAGAAAACCACUGAACUUCAAGCUGAUAUGAAUAAAAAGUCUUGCUGUGUCAGGCCAUAA
Pezoporus flaviventris is the source of this 1784-nucleotide messenger RNA. RefSeq names its product calcium release activated channel regulator 2A (gene CRACR2A). The transcript is spliced from 10 exons. Gene Ontology annotation, molecular function: calcium ion binding. The record is from RefSeq and is a predicted model, not a curated record. Lineage: Eukaryota; Metazoa; Chordata; Aves; Psittaciformes; Psittacidae.